This is a messenger RNA of Lytechinus variegatus (green sea urchin), 2122 nucleotides long. Its product is annotated as tubulin beta chain-like. Gene Ontology annotation, molecular function: structural constituent of cytoskeleton; GTPase activity; GTP binding. The transcript is spliced from 3 exons. Lineage: Eukaryota; Metazoa; Echinodermata; Echinoidea; Temnopleuroida; Toxopneustidae. The record is from RefSeq and is a predicted model, not a curated record. The coding region runs from base 192 to 1535 and encodes 447 amino acids. Gene Ontology annotation, biological process: mitotic cell cycle; microtubule cytoskeleton organization. Gene Ontology annotation, cellular component: cytoplasm; microtubule.
AAUCUCUGUAACGGCAGUGCGGUUGCACAGCACACCCAGAAUAAAAUUACUUUCGCGCUGGUACAUAAAUUACUGCAAUACUUCCAUCGUGCCAUUUCCUGCUUCAUUUCUCAAGGUGUACACACUAGUACACCACUCUGUUUUGUGAAUUGUUUUAGAUUUUGUCAUUUUACUGCAAUAUUUAUAUCAAUAUGCGUGAGAUUGUACAUCUACAAGCUGGCCAGUGCGGCAACCAGAUCGGAGCUAAGUUCUGGGAGGUGAUCUCUGAUGAACACGGUAUUGACCCUACCGGUACCUACCAUGGCGAUUCCGAUCUCCAGCUCGAGCGUGUCAACGUCUACUACAAUGAGGCUACCGGAGGAAAGUACGUUCCACGAGCCGUGCUCGUCGAUCUCGAGCCAGGCACCAUGGACUCGGUCCGAUCAGGUCCCUUCGGUCAGAUCUUCAGACCAGAUAACUUCGUCUUUGGUCAGAGUGGAGCAGGAAACAACUGGGCCAAGGGACAUUACACAGAGGGCGCUGAACUGGUCGAUUCGGUCUUAGACGUCGUGAGGAAAGAGGCUGAAAGCUGUGACUGUCUUCAGGGAUUCCAACUGACCCAUUCGCUUGGUGGAGGCACUGGUUCCGGCAUGGGAACGCUUCUGAUCAGUAAGAUCCGUGAAGAAUACCCAGACCGCAUCAUGAACACAUUCAGCGUGGUACCAUCUCCUAAGGUGUCAGAUACUGUUGUUGAACCAUACAAUGCUACUCUCUCCGUUCAUCAGCUAGUAGAAAACACAGAUGAAUCUUUCUGCAUUGACAAUGAAGCUCUGUAUGACAUUUGUUUCCGUACCCUGAAGCUCACCACACCCACCUAUGGUGACCUGAAUCACCUUGUUUCUGCAACCAUGAGUGGUGUCACGACUUGCCUCAGAUUCCCUGGACAGUUGAAUGCAGAUCUCCGUAAGCUAGCAGUCAACAUGGUUCCCUUUCCUCGUCUCCAUUUCUUCAUGCCUGGCUUUGCUCCUCUGACAAGCCGUGGUAGCCAACAGUAUCGCGCCCUCACAGUUCCUGAACUGACCCAACAGAUGUUUGAUGCCAAGAACAUGAUGGCUGCCUGUGACCCUCGUCACGGACGCUACCUGACUGUCGCCGCAAUCUUCCGUGGUCGUAUGUCAAUGAAGGAGGUGGACGAACAGAUGCUCAACGUACAGAACAAGAACAGCAGUUAUUUCGUAGAAUGGAUCCCCAACAACGUCAAGACCGCCGUCUGUGACAUCCCUCCAAGAGGAUUGAAGAUGUCUGCCACCUUCAUCGGCAACAGCACGGCCAUCCAGGAGCUUUUCAAGCGUAUAUCUGAGCAGUUCACUGCUAUGUUCAGACGUAAAGCCUUCCUACAUUGGUACACUGGUGAAGGAAUGGACGAAAUGGAGUUUACCGAGGCUGAAAGCAACAUGAACGACUUGGUGUCUGAGUACCAACAGUACCAGGACGCUACUGCUGAAGAAGAGGGCGAGUUUGAUGAAGAAGAAGAGGAGGAUCUGGAAGCUGCAUAGGCAUUAUCCUCAAAUUCACUUUGAUAUAACUGUUCAUGGAACAAUACACCAAUUCAAAUAAUUAAAGGGGGACAAUAACACGGCAAAAUGAAUUAAUAUAAGUCUAUCUUCACUAAUACUACCUUAUCAAACUUGAACAUGUACGGAGAACAAACAUAAAACAAAUUUUUAAACCCCAAGACACCGCUCUUGCCUUUAAAUAUAUAUCACAUUUUCUGCACGUGUACUGUCGAAUGGUUCUCAUCCAAUACAGAACUAUACACACUCGAAUUGUUACAAAACGAAAGGCAUUGUUCAUCUUUGAUGAUUGAUAAGAGUCCUGGAUCCUUUCAUGAAUUCGACACGUCAUCCCCUUAGAUUAAGCAAUACUAUCACUAAACCUCACAAAACAACUCAGUAUGAGCACAAAACUUUGCAAUUAUUCUUGAAGGAAACGGUAAUGUAGAACGUUGAAGAGCUUUACUCUCAUAUUGUCUUCACUGAAUUUGCAAUAUGUUGAAAUAUAUAAAAAUUUGUAUGAAAAGUACUAAUUAUUAUAUUUUAUAGCAAAUGGUGCGAUCAACGACAAAUAAAUCCAAAACCCUUAA